ACAGGGUUUCACCAUGUUGGUCAGGCUGGUCUCGAACUCCUGACCUCAGGUGAUCCACGUGCCUCGGCCUCCCAGAGUGCUGGAUUACAGGCAUGAGCUACCGCACCUGGCGGCAAGACUGCUUUUAAAAAGGGAGUUCUACUGCUUAGAAAAAGUUCAGAACUUUUUAAGCAGUUGCUAAAGUCCCUCUUACCCUGACAUGUGUGCUCUCUGGGGCGGGGAGGGGGCACGGUGGCCAGAGCUAGUUUGCUGGAGGUUUUCACAUAGCCUGGAAGCACGAUGCACUAGUGGACACACCUGAGCCCCAUGUCUUGGGUUCCUCUGUGGUGAGACCCCCCUACAGGGAGAAUAGACCCCUGGGCUUCAGGGAGAGCUCUCUGGGCUGUCCCAGGAGGCCACUGGACUUGUCACCUUGAGAUCCUAGAUCAGCAUGGGCAGGAGGUGGGUCCUACCACCAGACUGAGGCAGGAGGAGUUUCCUGGAUGGGAGGGCCUCCUCUGGAGUACAGGGGCUCUAGCCCCAAGACACACCUUGGCCAUGUGCACUGGAAGAGUCCCCCAGGCUACCUGAACACCUGGGGUCUGGGUACCAGAGGAAGGGCUUUAACCUCAUGCAUCCACUGGCAUAUCAGAGUGGGGCAGGAGACCCGGGGCCCGGAGAGGUGGUGAUGUGGGGUGGUCUCUGUGCCUAGGGAAGUGGACACAGGGUGAGUGCCACAGGGGAGGUGCUAAGGAGGUCCCAGGGGAGGGCCCUAAGGUCCAACAGUGCAGCCACUCCCCUCAACUGUCACCUCUUUGUUGUUUUUGGCAACCUGCCCAGUGGGGCCUUGGUCAAGCUGCUGCUGGCCUUGCAGCUCUGGGGCCUCAAAGUGAGGCCCUCAGGAGGGAAGGCAGGAGGGGUCUGGAGACCAGUGGCUGGAACUGCAGAUCCAGGCUUUUAGGCUCUGAGAAGGUCCCUUGUGCCCAGUGGGAAAUGUCUGUGGGGAAAGAGGUUUUCCUUUGGUCCUAUAGGGGAGAAUUCACCCUGUGCAGGGUACAGGCACAGUCACAGCAUGACUGGGGCCUGGGAUUCCUUGUGAGGCCCUGGCACUGUGCCUCCUCCCAAGUCCUCUGAGAAGCUGGUGACAAAAGUGAGAUUACAAGACAACAUUUGCAAACCUUAUAGUUUAUGAAAUAUUAUAAUUUCCUUACUUGCCUCUGAGAUAGGUAUUUCAAUAUUCAUUCUGCAGAUAAGGAAAGUGAUGCUCAGAGAGGGUUAUGACUUGCCUAAAGUCACACAGCCAUAGCAUGGGAGAGCAGAGGCAAAGUUGCACCCUGUUCCCUGUGCUCUGCACUCAGCUGCCCAUCAGAAUUCCCUGUUCUUUUCAGAGAUGGAGGUCUCACUUUGGGAGGUCGAGGUGGGCAGAUCACUUGAGGUCAGGAAUUCGAGACCAGCCUGGGCAACAUGGUGAAACCCUAUCUCUACUAAAAAUAUAAAAAUUAGCCAGGCAUGGUGGACCCAGCUACUCCAGAGGAUGCGGCAGGAGGAUCUCUGGAAUCAGGGAGGCAGAGGUUGCAGUGAGCUGAGAUCACACCACUGCACUCCAGCCUGCGCAACUCAUCAAGAGUCAGUCUCAAAAACAAAACAAAAUAUAGGGAAAGAGAUGGGGUCUCACUAUGUUGCCCAGCCUUGAACUCCUGGGCUCAAGUGAUCCCCCCACUUCAGCCUCCUGAGUGGCUAGCACUGCAGGCAAUGCCACCAUGCUGGCCUAGGGAUUGUUUUAAAAGUACAGACUGAGCCAGAUGCAGUGGCUCAUGCCUGUAAUCCCAGCACUUUGGGAGGUCAAGGCACGUGGAUCACCUAAGGUCAGGAGUUUGAGACCAGCCAGACCAAAAUGGAGAAACUCCAUAUUAGCCAAGUGUGGUGGCACACACCUGUAAUCCCAGCUACUUGGGAGGCUGAGGCAGGAGAAUUGCUUGAACCCAGGAGGUGGAGGUUGGGGUGAGCCUAGAUCACACCAUUGCACUCUAGCCUGGGCAACAAAAGCAAAUCUUCGUCUCAAAAAAAAAAUAAAAAAUAAUAGAAGUACAGACUGGGCCAGCUAUGAUAGCACACACCUAUAGUCCCGGCUACUCAGGAGGCUGACACGGGAGGAUAACUUUAGCCUAGGAGUUUGAGACUGGCCUGGGCAACAUAGUAAGAUGCUGUCUCUACAAAAAAUUAUGAAAUUAUCUGGGCAUGGUGGUGCAUUCCUGUAGUCCCAGCUACUCAGGAGGCUGAGGUGGGAGGAUUGCUUGAGCCUGGGAGGUCAAGGCUGCAGUGAGCCGAGAUCAUGCCAUUACACUCCAACCAGAGCAACAGAACAAGACCCUGUCUCAAAAAAUUAAACAAAUAGAAGUGCAGACUCCUUGGAUUCCCCUGAAAAUCAGACUCAUCAGAGGACCUGGGACUCUGAAUCAGGACGUUCUCCUGGUGAUUCUAAUGCAGUUCUCAGAAGUGGGGCUGGGGACUCUUGCUCCAUAUCACAAGAAAGCAAAGGAAACUGCUACAAGGGAGGUGUCAGGACUCCCCUUUUUCCUUCUGAGGGGUAGCUGGAGCUUUAUAGCUAUCCAGAGAGAGAGAGAACAGAGAGGCGGGAGAUGCUCCCUCAGCCUCCUCCCUUUGAUAUCUGGCUGAUUCUCUGCCCUCACCCAGGUCCCCUUCAGGGAGCAGGUGGCUGAGAGAAGAGGGAUACAAUUAUCCUGCCCCUGCCCCCCCAUACCACUCCCUUUUCCGAACAAUCUCCUUCUUUGGCCAGAGGAAAUGGGGUGUGCUGGGGCGGCCGGCUGAGCUCACAUCCUCUGCCCGGGAGCCUAAAUCAGGAGCCACCCUUCCACCCCCAGCGCCAGGCCCGGGAAGUAGGUUGUACCGCAGAGGAAGUGCCUGGAACUGGGACCCUCUGCCCUACCGCCAAGGUCCCCAGCCUGGUCAUUCUGGGCCUCUCCCCCACCGCCUUUCCGGCCAUUGUUCUGGAAAGAACAGAGCCACCCAGCCUGGCCCUUGCCCUGUUCCUGUCCCGCCUGUCACAUUGUCCUGCCCCUCCCUGGAGGAACUGCAUCCCGCCACCCAGCUGCCUCAUCCAAAACUGUCCAGGCUGUUGGAGGAGGAGGGCUGAUGGAAGAGGAGGCAGCUUGAAGGGCGCUCUGUGACUCUUCCCUGCUGACCUUGUAUUCACUGGGACUCAGAGAGAGCUCCUGGGAUCCACAAAGAGGCUCAACGUGAACUACCAGGAUGCUGAUGGAUUCUCUGCCCUCCACCACGCCGCUUUGGGGGGCAGCCUAGAGCUCAUAGCCUUGCUGCUAGAGGCUCAGGCCACUGUUGACAUCAAGGACAGCAAUGGCAUGCGCCCGCUGCACUAUGCAGCCUGGCAGGGCCGGCUGGAGCCUGUGAGGCUGCUGCUGCGUGCCUCCGCAGCCGUCAAUGCCGCCUCACUGGAUGGGCAGAUCCCCCUGCACCUGGCCGCGCAGUAUGGACACUAUGAGGUGUCAGAAAUGCUCCUCCAGCAUCAGUCCAACCCAUGCCUGGUCAACAAGGCCAAGAAGACACCCCUGGAUCUGGCCUGUGAAUUUGGCCGACUCAAGGUGGCCCAGCUGCUAUUGAACAGCCACUUAUGUGUGGCACUACUGGAGGGUGAGGCCAAGGACCCGUGUGACCCCAACUACACCACACCCCUGCAUUUGGCUGCCAAGAAUGGCCACAGAGAAGUCAUCAGGCAGCUCCUGAGAGCCGGGAUAGAGAUCAACCGCCAAACCAAGACAGGCACAGCACUCCACGAGGCCGCACUGUAUGGCAAGACCGAGGUGGUGCGGCUUCUCCUGGAGGGAGGUGUGGACGUAAACAUCCGGAAUACAUAUAACCAGACAGCGCUGGACAUAGUGAAUCAGUUCACCACCUCCCAGGCCAGCCGGGAAAUCAAGCAGCUACUUCGGGAGGCCUCAGGGAUUCUGAAGGUCCGAGCACUCAAAGAUUUCUGGAACCUCCACGAUCCCACUGCUCUGAAUGUCCGGGCAGGGGAUGUCAUUACGGUACUAGAACAGCAUCCCGAUGGCCGCUGGAAGGGCCACAUCCAUGAGAGCCAAAGGGGCACAGACCGCAUAGGCUACUUCCCCCCAGGCAUCGUCGAGGUGGUCAGCAAGCGGGUGGGUGUUCCUGCAGCCCGCCUUCCCUCUGCACCCACCCCCCUGCGCCCAGGCUUCUCCCGGACACCGCAGCCUCCUGCUGAUGACCCCUUGCACCCUCUUACCUGUGGCCAGCUUCCUCGGAUGGGCCUCAGCCCAGACAGCCCAGCAGGUGACAGGAAUAGCGUGGGCAGCGAGGGCAGUGUGGGCAGUAUCCGCAGUGCUGGCAGUGGGCAGAGCUCCGAGGGCACUAAUGGCCACGGCCCUGGCCUCCUGAUUGAGAACGCCCAGCCACUGCCCUCAGCCGGAGAGGACCCGGUGCUGCCGGGACUCCACCCACCAUCCCUGGCAGACAACCUGAGCCACCGCCCUCUGGCCAACUGCCGCUCUGGGGAGCAGAUCUUCACCCAGGACAUGCGGCCGGAACAGCUGCUGGAGGGGAAGGAUGCACAGGCCAUUUAUAACUGGCUGAGUGAGUUCCAGCUGGAGGGCUACACUGCCCACUUUCUGCAGGCCGGCUAUGACGUGCCUACCAUCAGCCGCAUGACGCCUGAGGAUCUGACAGCCAUCGGGGUGACCAAGCCUGGCCACAGGAAGAAGAUCGCCUCAGAGAUUGCUCAGCUCAGCAUUGCUGAGUGGCUGCCCACCUAUAUCCCGACGGACCUGCUGGAGUGGCUGUGUGCACUGGGGCUGCCACAGUACCACAAGCAGCUGGUGAGCAGCGGCUACGAUUCCAUGGGGUUGGUGACCGACCUCACCUGGGAGGAGCUGCAGGAGAUCGGGGUCAACAAGCUCGGGCAUCAGAAGAAGCUUAUGUUGGGGGUGAAGCGGCUGGCAGAGCUUCGGCGGGGCUUGCUGCAGGGAGAGGCCCUCGGUGAAGGCGGGCGCCGGCUGGCCAAGGGUCCAGAGCUGAUGGCCAUCGAGGGGCUGGAGAAUGGAGAAGGCCCAACUACUGCCGGCCCGCGGCUUCUCACCUUCCAGGGCAGCGAGCUGAGCCCAGAGCUACAGGCAGCCAUGGCAGGGGGUGGCCCUGAGCCACUCCCCCUCCCACCUGCCCGCUCUCCCAGUCAGGAGAGCAUCGGGGCUCGCUCACGGGGGUCUGGCCAUUCACAGGAACAGCCUGCCCUACAGCCCAGUGGUGGAGAUCCUAGCACCCCCCAGGAGAGGAACCUUCCAGAGGGCACAGAGCGGCCCCCUAAGCUUUGUACCCUACUUCCUGGCCAAGGACCCCCACCCUAUGUUUUUAUGAGCCCCCAGGGCUCCCCCUCCAGCCCGGCCCCAGGGCCACCUCCUGGCGCACCCUGGGCCUUCUCCUACUUGGCUGGGCCCCCUGCCACUCCCCCAGACCCGCCUCGACCUAAGCGCCGGUCCCACAGCCUGAGCCGCCCUGGCCCCGAGGAGGGGGAUGCCUCGGGGGAGGCCGAAGGGCCAGUGGGCAGUGCCCUGGGCAGUUAUGCCACCCUUACCCGGCGGCCAGGACGUAGCGCCCUUGCCCGGACCAGUCCUAGCACUACCCCGACCUCAGCUCGGGGGACUCCUCGCAGCCAGUCCUUUGCCCUGCGGGCUCGGCGCAAAGGCCCCCCACCCCCACCCCCUAAGCGCCUCAGCUCUGUCUCUGGCCCUACCCCAGAGCCACCACCCCUAGACGGGAGCCCAGGGCCCAAGGAGGGGUCCUCAGGGCCCCGAAGGCGAACACUGAGUGAACCUGCUGGUCCCUCAGAGCCCCCUGGCCCACCUGCCCCAUCGGGGCCCUCGUCGGACACAGAGGAGGAGGAGCCAGGCCCCGAGGGGACGCCCCCAUCUCGGGGCAGCUCAGGGGAAGGGCUGCCGUUUGCAGAGGAGGGGAACCUGACCAUCAAACAACGACCUAAGCCCGCUGGUCCCCCACCCCGAGAGACACCCAUGCCCCCGGGCCUCGAUUUCAACCUCACGGAAUCAGACACUGUUAAGAGGAGGCCCAAGUGCCGGGAGAGAGAGCCGUUGCAGACUGCCCUGCUGGCCUUCGGAGUGGUCAGCGCCACACCUGACCCUGCUGCCCCCCUGCCCUCUCCAGCUCCUGGCAAGUCUCCUUCAGCUUCUCCUAGCCCUCCUCAGCCUGAGCCCAACAGCCUUCCAGCCCAAGGAGCCCCAGCUCCCCUUGUUCCCAGCCCCACCACACAGCCCUCAGUUCUGCCCUGCCCAGAGCCAGGUCUGGAGAGCUCAGUGGCUAGUCAGCGGAAUGGGGAGACAGAACCCCCAGCCACCCCUGCUGCCCUCCUCAAGGUUCCUGGAGCAGGAACAGCCCCCAAGCCUGUAUCGGUGGCCUGCACCCAGCUGGCAUUUUCUGGCCCAAAGCUAGCGCCCCGGCUCGGCCCCCGUCCAGUGCCUCCUCCACGGCCUGAGAGCACGGGGACUGUGGGCCCAGGCCAGGCCCAGCAGAGACUGGAGCAGACCAGCUCGUCCCUGGCAGCUGCGCUGAGAGCUGCAGAGAAGAGCAUUGGCACUGAAGAGCAAGAGGGUGCCCCCAGUGCCUCCACCAAGCACAUUCUGGAUGACAUCAGCACCAUGUUCGACGCCCUGGCAGACCAGCUGGACGCCAUGCUGGACUGAGCCCUCCAGCAGAGCCCACUAUGACCUGCCGACAUCCACUGCCUUUGCCCCAGCACAGAAGAGGCCCCUGUCCUCUAAAAAAAAAAAUCCUAGGGAUGGGCCAAGGGCUGGUUAGGCUAAAGUGCCCCUUCUAACAGAGCCCCUUCCCACUGUAAGCCAGCAGCUGUGGGUGUCGCAGCUCUUGUGGGACAGGCCCACCUUAUCAGAACCUGACUAGCCAGGGACCUCCACUGCAUCUCAGCUAAGUCCCUCCCAGGGUGAGGCCAUACAUUCAAGAGUCCUGCUCCUGGACAGGGGCCCUGGUAAGAGCUAUCUCCUCAGGGAGGAAGGGGGGAUGGUAAGGCUUUGGGGGUGCUUUCUCUGUAACCCCCAGCCUGUGUCCCAAGUCACUGUGCCAAGGGAAGCCUCUUUCCACCCACCGUGCUGCCCAGGCCCUCAGAGGCCAAAGGAGACAUGUGUCUGGCCGGGCCCCCCCUCCAUAGGUGUACAGAGGACAUGUAAAUACACAGCUUCUGCCCCCGCCUUCCCUCGCUGAGGCAGAGCUGGCAGGGGUGGGAGGCAGUGGGGUUAACAGAUCCCACAAGUCCAACUUUUCAAUUGUAAAUAUUAUUUUUUAAGCAGAGAGAAAUGCAUAUAUUUUAAAUGGAAUUUAUUCUAUUAACUACCUGAGAGGAUGCAAUGGGAGAGGGGCCUCAGACCACAGCAGAAGCCCCCACUGCCCACCUGAGGGCUGGGAGCCUGACCCCGUUGGCCCAGGCCCUGGCUCUGUAACCAUUAACCUCUUGCCCUAACUAACACCAAUGAAAACACCAUUCCACGUGA
Molecule: messenger RNA, 7547 nt
Organism: Callithrix jacchus (white-tufted-ear marmoset)
Lineage: Eukaryota; Metazoa; Chordata; Mammalia; Primates; Cebidae
Gene: CASKIN2
Product: CASK interacting protein 2
Molecular function (GO): protein binding
Source: RefSeq, a predicted model, not a curated record